Messenger RNA from Ctenopharyngodon idella (grass carp), 6426 nucleotides. It is a transcript of the gene mitfb, whose product is annotated as melanocyte inducing transcription factor b. Gene Ontology annotation, biological process: melanocyte differentiation; regulation of transcription by RNA polymerase II. The record is from RefSeq and is a predicted model, not a curated record. Gene Ontology annotation, cellular component: nucleus. The transcript is spliced from 10 exons. Gene Ontology annotation, molecular function: RNA polymerase II cis-regulatory region sequence-specific DNA binding; protein dimerization activity; DNA-binding transcription factor activity, RNA polymerase II-specific. The coding region runs from base 442 to 1980 and encodes 512 amino acids. Lineage: Eukaryota; Metazoa; Chordata; Actinopteri; Cypriniformes; Xenocyprididae.
CGAUACGAUUCUGAUUCCAGAAUCUAUAUCUAUCUAUAUAUAUCUAUAUCUAUAUAUAUAUAUAUAGCAUUAAAGUAAUGACAAAGAUAUUUUUGCAGUUUGUGAAUAGUAAUUUCGAGGGAAAAUGUACAUGAAAAUGCAAUGUCAGUGAAAAAAAAAAAAAAAAAAAAAAAAACCUGUAAUGGUCUGAACAUUUACAUUGUCUUGAGCUCUUUGAUGAGAUUCACCCUUACACUCCCUGCACCGUCAUGUGCAGCAGUGUAGUGUGUUUAGCGCUGUGGGGUCGUGUGUGAGCGAGUGCUGCGUCUCUCCCCGUGUGCCCCUGUGUACGGACUGGCUGUUGGUGCCUCCCCUUUUGACACGCUCCCAGCGUAGCCGGACCAGCGUGACUCUCAGAGCUGUCCAAGGGCGCGCAGUGCACCUUCAGCACAGGAAAUAAAGAUGGAGGCUCUGGGUGUCCAAGUGCAAAGACCCUGCGUUUUUCAUUGCAGCCGCUUUAAUCCAUCUGAGCAGCAGCAUGGCUCCUCUAAGCCCCCGCUGGGUUCGUCGGCCGUGACCUCUCGUAUCCUGCUCCGCCAGCAGCUGAUGCGCGAGCAGCUCCAAGAGCAGGAACGGCGAGAGCAGCAGAGACGGCAGAGCUCAGUGUACGCACAGCCCUCCGUCACCCAGAGCCCCGCCAUCAACGUCAGCGCACCCAGCGGCCUGCCCAGCGCCACCCAGGUGCCUAUGGAAGUGCUGAAGGUUCAAACGCAUCUUGAAAAUCCCACUAAGUAUCACAUCCAGCAGGCUCAGAGGCAGCAGGUGAAGGCAUAUCUAUCCACCACACUGGGAGGAAAGCUCGGAUCGCAGGCGGUGAGCUUGCCGUGCCCCAGCCAGGCCACUGAUCACGGGGGAAUGCCUCCGGGGCCAGGCAACAGCGCCCCCAACAGUCCCAUGGCCUUACUGACCCUCAACUCCAACUGCGAGAAAGAGAUGGAUGAUGUCAUUGACGACAUAAUAAGUUUGGAAUCAAGUUACAAUGAUGAUAUCAUGGGACUCUCCUUGGACCCCGGACUUCAGAUGGCCAACACGAUUCCAGUGUCAGCGAACCUCUUGGACUUGUACAGUAACCCAGGCAUGCCUCCUCCUGGACUCUCUAUUAGUAACUCGUGCCCUGCUAACCUGCCCAACAUUAAAAGGGAAUUCUCUGUUACUCCAUCUCCAGCCAUGAUGCACAUGAUGGACAAGCCCAGCUCCUGUAGCAACUUUGAGAACUAUCAAAGGCCUGAAGGGUUUCCUGUGGAGGCAGAAGUUCGUGCUCUCGCAAAGGAAAGGCAAAAAAAGGACAACCAUAACUUAAUUGAGAGGCGACGAAGAUUCAACAUUAACGAUCGAAUCAAAGAACUGGGGACUCUGAUUCCUAAAUCAAAUGACCCGGACAUGCGUUGGAACAAGGGCACUAUUCUUAAGGCCUCUGUGGAUUACAUCAGGAAACUUCAGAGAGAGCAGCAGCGCGCCAAAGAGCUUGAGAACCGUCAGAAGAAGCUGGAACACGCCAACCGUCACCUGAUGCUCAGGAUACAGGAGUUGGAAAUGCAGGCUCGUGCUCAUGGACUGGCCAUUGCCUCAUCUACACUCUGUCCAUCAGAUCUAGCAGCCCGGGCCAUAAAACAGGAGCCGGUCCUGGGAGACUGCAGCCAGGAUAUGUACCCUCACAUGCACCCCUCUUGCCCCGACAUGGGCCACUCCAGCACCCUAGACCUUAACGAUGGUACAAUCACCUUUAACGACUCCCACAGUACAGGCUCUACCACUUCUACUGAUGCAGGGGCUUAUGGUCUCAUUUCUAAGGCACAUGGUGCUAAACUUGACGACAUCCUGAUGGACGACACAUUGUCGUCUGUAGCAACAAGUGACCCGCUUCUCACCUCCGUCUCACCUGGAGCCUCGAAUGACCGUAAGGACAGUGUGAACAUGGAGGAAAACGAGCAUGUUUGUUAGUGCAACGAAAACCUUCGUUUGGCUUUUUAGGGCUGCUGGUCAUUGUUGCAUUUUUCCAACAACACAACUGACGCUUGGGAUUGCUAAAGAGGAAGCACGGCCUGUUUUGUCAAGUGCAAAGUAAUAUUAUUUUUUUUAUGUUUACACUCAUUUUAUUUUAUUUUAUUUUAACCGUAUCCCAGUUUUGUCUAUCCAAAAUUCAUUGUGGUAUAAUAAUUCAGAUUGUGCAUAAUAUCAAAAUAAUCAAGGUCAGUAUCAUAAAAAGAUUGAUUUAUGUAACUUCGCAUAGGUAUAUUUAGAAUAUAAUUUAAUCAACUUUGGGAUAAUAGAGUUUUGCUGGGAUGACAUCAAAACUCAUAAGACUAAUUUGCCGCUGGUUGAAGCAGUUAUGUUUAUUUUUGAAAACAUAUGUUUCUAAUAAGUAACUAGAUAAGACAGUUUGGGGUGUGAGUGUGUGCAGUUUACGUGCAAGUAUCGUCAAGUUAUGAUUACCACAGACCUUAUUUUACUUAAAUUGAAAAACCCCAUAGGAAAAUCUCAAGGGAAUCAGUGGCGAAUUAGUCUUUCAGGUUCUGAUGUCAUGCAGCACUCUAUAUAAAAGUGCACUUGAAUGGUGAUUUCUUUGGUUGUACAGUAGCAUGUUUGCGCACAGUUUAGAAGAAUAUUUCUCUUUUUUAUAUAUAUGUAUAUUCUUUUAAAGGAAUGAUUUAAGAAUAAUGCUUCCCUUUUAACAUGUGUAUAUAUUAAGUGACUGUUAAUAUCUAAUGGCCAGCUGCCCAGUAAACUAUAACCUCUACGAGACGUACUUAAAAAGAUUAAAUGGAAUAAUUCAAAAUUAAAAAUUCUGUUAUGUACUCACUCUCAUGUUGUUCUAAACUAUGAUUUUCUGUUGAAUAUAGAUAUUUUGAAGAAUCGUUAUGUAGUUAUUUUCCAUAAAAGAAUUCGUAGUGACCGCGUCAAUCAAAAAAAAAAAAAACUACCAUAAAAUCAGUCCAUGCAACUUUUACAAAUUAUAUGAUAUCUGUGUGAGAGAAAAUUAUUUAAAUUUAAGCUGUUAUUUCUUAGAAAACAAACCUGUUUGUAACAACAUGAGUGUGAGUAAAUUUUCAUUUUUGAGUGAAAUAUUCCUUUAACAUAGCUAAAAAAAAAAAAAAAAUUUAAUUAUAAAAUUAAUUCAUAAAUGUUGCAAAAAAAUCUGUUAAAUGUUGUUCUAACAUCACUGAAUGUUUAAGCAACAUUUUGAGCAAAUGCUCUAAAAAUCGCAUCUUCCAGAUGAAAAAGCACACAACCACUAGAUGUCUGGACAAAGUAUAUUUGCUAUCAAGAUGACCCAAAAUAGCUGACCAUAAAUAAUUUCAUUCAAUUAUUAAUCGAUGCCAAUAUUCUCUCAGUAUUAAUUUAUUCAUGUUUUUGAGAAUGUCACUUAGCUCCAUAGAUCUAUGGAAUAGUCUUUACAAAAUAAUAAUUUAUCUGAAGAAAUACUAAGUUCUGACAUGAAACUCUAGAUGGCGCAGUCUGAUGGGUCCUUAACGCAACCUGCUGACAAUUAUGUUGUUAACUACACGAUACAAGCUGAUUGGUUCAUGUUCGCAUCUGCAGCAUAUGAGCUUGCUGCUCAACAUUUAAAUAGCUGGUCAGUGUUUGCUGUAGCAGUUUGCAGCUCACUUUCAAAGUUCCUCCGAAACCCUUCACCUCCCCCAACUCCACCUGUAUAGAUCUGCUACUGGUAAUUUCAUAUAUGCUAUUUGUGCAGCAGCAGCAUGUCUGUGUAUGUAUUGGUAGUAGCAAGUCUCUGUACUUGCUCUGCAGCAGCAGCAAUAUCAGCAGCAGUAGUGUAGCAGAUCUAUUCUGCCAAGACCAAAUACAUUGUCAAACAUUGUCAUACCAUUACCAUGCUUAACUCUUCCGAGAGUUGUCACGAUAGAAAUGCAUGUGUGGAGGGACAGUUUUCACACAGCGUUUGAUAUGUCCAACUGAUUUUCAAAUGUCCUGUGGAAUAUGCCAAGCAAUAAGCAAUAUUCAGAUUUAACCCAGGAAUUUUCAAAACUAUUCUUGUCGUCAUAUGCAGUGCCUAUAUAAUUAUGCAAACGGUUUUCACCUCAUGCAUUUCUGAAGAUACCCAGAGGAUGCAUUUUAACAGUGCAUAGCAUUAAAGAAUCCAUAAGAAUGUGAAGAAAUUUAUUAACACAUAUUUGAUGACUAAAGGAAUAAUCAUCUAUUUCAAACUUCAAAUUCCAAUUUAUUACCCUUUAAAAACUUUUUAAUUUUUAUCUAACAUUUUAAUUAUUAAAUUCUGUUUUAAUAUGCCAUACAUUUUAACUACAAUGUCCCAGUUUUUCUUUGUUUUGUUUUUUUUAAAUAAAAUUAUGGAGAAAGAUCUGGGAUUUUUUAUGUUUUAUAUUGGAAAAAACACUGGAAGAAAGAUUAUACCUUGGAAAUUAAAAAAAAAAAGAAAAAAAGAAAAAAGAAAAAAAAACAUUUUAUAUUUUGUUCUAACACUUGUUUUUUUUUUUUUUUUAAAUCCUUACAUGGUGUAAAUGACUGACUAUGUUUGUAAUAAGCUGUGCUGUUACUGUAUAUUUCUACUGUUUGAAAGUGCUCAACUCAGAUGUACUGAUGUUUGCCUUUAAGUAGCAUCCAAUUUGUGCCACUAUAAUGAUCAUGUAGGUGAAACUAUUAUGUGUUGUUUCAUAGAACUAUGCAAAGAUAACUUUCAGUUGAGUAAUCAACCUGUUUCAUGGAAAGAUGUUGUAAGAGUUUAGUGUAGGUAACAUAGUCAGAUCACUGUAAAGUGCCUUACAUAACAAACCUGCGACUUAAAGCAAUAGUUCACCCAAAAUAAUGAACGUCGUCAUUUACACAUCCUCAUGCCAUUCUAAACCUGUAUGACCUUUUUUCUGCCAUGGAACACAAAAAGAGAUGUUUAGCAGAGAGUUCAGGCUGCUCUUUUCCAAAAACUGAAGAUGAAUGGGGACAAUUAACCCUAAAUGUGUAUUUAAAUAGUAUAGACUGUACAAAAAGAUGGAUGAUGUAUCUCCACUUCAUUCCACUGCAGAAAAAUGAAGCCAAAAUAUCCCAGAAGUGGCUGUUGACAUUGUUUGCCGAUUAUGUUGUUCGGAGCCCCAGUCUGCGCAGUAGUGAUCCUGAGGUGGAGCCACGGUAUCAAGGUCCCGCCCACACUCCCUCUCCCGCACAUUCAAUCGCAAGCACAGCUGUCAAUCAUGACAUUACAUACAUGAUUUUAUAGCAUCAAAUAACUAACUAAAACCCAACUUAUUGGAAAAAUGAACACUUGAACAUACGUCAGCAUGAUGAGAACUACGUAAAAUGACAGAAACUAUCUUUGGAAAAAAAAUUAUUUUAAGUGUAAUUGGAUUUUUUUGUUUGGCUCGCGACCCAUUCGAUUACACGGAGAGGGCGGGGUUUAUGACCUAUGCUGCAGUCAGCCACCAGGGGGUGAUCAAAAUGCUUUCGCUUCACUUUUCAGGAAAUAUACUUGGUUUGGAGCAACAUGACAGUAAGGAAAUGAUUUUCAUCAUUUUCAUUUUUGUGUGAACUAUCCCUUUAAACGAAGCAUUCUCUUCUAUUUAUGUGAUUUUAGACUUAGUCUUAAACUGUGGAACCCAAGGGUCUAUCAGUAGGAUCACCAAAACCCGCAGGGUUCGACUCGAGACUUGAUCUGUUUUGUAUUCUGGCUCAAACCUGAGGUGUCUUGAAGCACUACAGAACUUUCAAGAAUAGUGUAUAAUAUAAACUCCUUUGCCUACUAGACAGAAACUACUGAAAGUUGUUCUCUGAAUGUAAUGUUACACAGUGUUGACUACUAAAACGUUGCCAAAUUCCAAGUGAAGUCUACAUAUGCAGUGAAAUUUUACGUAUCUCAUUGUGGAUUUAUAGCAAAACUGGCUGUUGUGAUUUUUUUUUUCUGAGCAAUAAUUAAGACAAUCAGGUAACAGGUAAAGCACAAGGCUCCUGUAUGAAUGCAUAUGUGUGUGACGUCAAUGAAAGGUGCCUUUAAAACAGGCUUCCAUUGAACUUCAACCAAACGUCCUUUAAUAACAAAUACAGAUCUGUUUUUUAUAAAAGUGUCUUGGCUAUAGCUAAAGACGGUUUUUGUUUUGUUAAUAUACUUUUGUAUGAUAUUUUUAAGCUUAACCAAACAUUAUUUAAGAAAGGAAUUAAAAUAGCUUGAGAUGUUGAUUUUUGGUUGAAUUUUUAAAGCAUUUAUUUCGUAUAAAUUCAAUACUGGAAGCCGGCCCACCUGCUGGGAAAGUCACCUUUCACUCAAACUGUUGUUUUGAAACCGUGAAACUUCCACUGGGAAGCUUUAUGAGGAAAGUAGCUGGUCACUAGUGUGACCAUUUCAUUGUUGGGAUUCAAGCUUGACAAGUGUAUUGGGAAUGAAAAUGUUACAGACAUUAAAAUAAAACUGAGUGGUUUUCACAA